CAUUGCUCUCCAGGCUCAUGGUUGUCAACUCGAGGCUCCACAACAGUGGUUACUUGCUGGGAGGUGGACCGGAUGGGGUAGGAUGGCAAAGGCUGAUAAUGUGAGUGGAAGUGGUACAAAUGCUGAAAAACAUCUUGGUGAAUGAUCGUGUCUCAGACAGCUCUGCUCUCUGAAUUGCCCAUAGUUCCUGCACAGGAAACUGCAAAGUCUGUCCAAUGCUUGAUAAACUUUUCUUAGUUACAAAAUUUCACUCCAGCUGUGCACACAUCUCCCGAUUUACAGGACAGCGAAGUAUCCUCUGGCAUCACUCAAUCCCAGAAAGCCUCUCCCCUUCGGCACAGGUCAGCUCUCCACCUUUGGCUACAAGAAUGAAAGAAUGUGACGUCAGUGGAGGGUUGCCGAGCAUGAACGCAACUGUCAUAGCCUGGAGCACUGCACUUACACCAACGAAUGAAAGUAACCAGGCCAUUCCUAAAUGUGAUCCGGUGAUGCUGAUCCCAGCCCUUCCAGUCUUCAUCAUUUCCCUGAUUGGGCUGGCAGGAAACACGGUGGUGCUGUGGAUCCUGAGCUCCCACAUACGGAGGAACACCUUCUCUGUCUACAUCCUCAACCUGGCAGGAGCUGACUUCCUUUUCCUCUGCUGCCAGAUUAUUUGUUCACUGGAGAUACUCAUCAAAUAUUUCCAUUCCAUCUCCAUUGGCAUACCCUGCUUUCUCAUUACUGUGUCAAUCUUUGCCUACGUUGCAGGCCUCAGCCUUCUCAGCGCCAUUAGCACUGAGCGCUGCCUUUCCGUCCUGUGCCCCAUCUGGUACCGCUUCCACCGUCCUAGACACAUGUCAGCUAUCAUGUGUGCCCUACCCUGGACGCUGUGUCUGCUGCUGAGCACCCUGAAUGGAAACUACUGUGGCUUCCUGUUUAGGAAUCGUGACAAAGAUUGGUGUCAGGCAUUUGAUUUCAUCAUUCUUGGGUGGCUGAUUUUCUUAUUUGUGCUUCUCUCAGGGUCCAGCCUGGCCCUGGUCACCAGACUGCUGUGUGGCUCCCAGCGGGUGCAGCUGACCAGGCUGUAUGUGACCGUCCUGCUCACAGUGCUGGUCUGCCUCCUCUGUGGCCUGCCCUUUGGCUUCAAGUGGUUUCUGUGGUAUUGGAUGGAACAUCCUUGCAGCAUGUUCUCACAUUUUCUUAAAAGGACUGGUAUUAUCCUAGCUAGUCUUAACAGCAGUGCCAACCCCAUCAUUUACUUUUUUGUUGGCUCCUUUAGACAGCAGUGGAAGCAGCAGCAUACCCUGAAGUUGGUUCUCCAGAGGGCUUUGGAGGACGUAACCGAGGAGCAGAAAAGUAGAGGAAGCCUUCCUCAGGAAACCAGGAAGAUUUCGAGAAGCAAUUUUAUGUAG
Molecule: messenger RNA, 1391 nt
Organism: Hipposideros armiger (great roundleaf bat)
Lineage: Eukaryota; Metazoa; Chordata; Mammalia; Chiroptera; Hipposideridae
Product: mas-related G-protein coupled receptor member X2-like
Exons: 2
Coding region: 216-1391 (391 amino acids)
Biological process (GO): G protein-coupled receptor signaling pathway
Cellular component (GO): plasma membrane
Molecular function (GO): G protein-coupled receptor activity
Source: RefSeq, a predicted model, not a curated record